CACCAAUGAAAAAGUUCAUCUUUUUCAGUCUUUUCACUCCCCAGAUUAUCAAGCCGAUAUUCAAGAAGGGUUAGUUCUUGAAAUCUCUUCAAUCGUAAAGUGAGGAUUUUAAUGGGUUCGGUUUCGGGUCAAACCCGAAUUACAAUGAUGAACAUCUCCCUCUCCUCGUCUGAGAAGAGCUCUAGUUUUCGCUCCUCGCUUCUCAAUUCAAAGAACGCAGUUUCAGAUAGUUAUGGGGUCUCUUCCAGAAGCAGCACAUUCCUCAGUGGCCAAUUCCAAAGAAUACAACUUUCUUUUCCUCGCAAAUCUCGACCUUUGCCAAAACGUUCAGGUCACGUUGUGUGCGUGAUGCCGUUAACGGAAGAGAAUGUGGAGAUAGUACUCGACGAAGUACGCCCCGCGCUAAUGGCAGACGGGGGAAACGUGGCGCUGCACGAGAUAGACGGACUUGUGGUGGUUCUUAAGCUACAAGGAGCUUGUGGCUCGUGUCCUAGCUCGUCAAUGACGUUAAAGAUGGGAAUAGAGAGUCGUCUCCGUGACAAGAUUCCAGAGAUUAUGUCUGUUGAGCAGUUUCUUGAAGCAGAGUCUGGAGGGUUAGAGCUCACCGACGAAAACGUUGAAAAGGUUCUCGCUGAGCUACGGCCUUAUUUAUCAGGAACCGGAGGUGGAGGGCUUGAGCUGGUUGAGAUCGAUGGUUAUAUAGUUAAGGUUCGGCUCACUGGACCAGCUGCUAAAGUCAUGACGGUUCGUGUCGCGUUGACUCAGAAACUGAGGGAAAACAUUCCUUCCAUAGGUGCAGUCCAGCUUCUAGAGUGACAGUCAUUAACCUUCUUUUUGUAUGUAACUUGUAUUGUUCAUCUUAUACAAGGGUCUAUUUUCGAAUUCAAUAUACAUUAUAUUCAAAACUAACAUCCACAUAGAAGAAAUAGUUUUC
Eruca vesicaria subsp. sativa (arugula) is the source of this 934-nucleotide messenger RNA. The record is from the annotation of a GenBank genome assembly. Lineage: Eukaryota; Viridiplantae; Streptophyta; Magnoliopsida; Brassicales; Brassicaceae.